Molecule: messenger RNA, 1649 nt
Organism: Oncorhynchus tshawytscha (Chinook salmon)
Lineage: Eukaryota; Metazoa; Chordata; Actinopteri; Salmoniformes; Salmonidae
Product: zinc finger protein OZF
Exons: 8
Coding region: 69-1538 (489 amino acids)
Biological process (GO): regulation of transcription by RNA polymerase II
Cellular component (GO): nucleus; transcription regulator complex; PcG protein complex
Molecular function (GO): DNA-binding transcription activator activity, RNA polymerase II-specific; RNA polymerase II cis-regulatory region sequence-specific DNA binding
Source: RefSeq, a predicted model, not a curated record
AAGCCGGAAGAAAAACAACAACCAGUUAGUUUCUUCUUCUUUUUUUUUAAAGAGCACUACUAUAUACAAUGGACGUGGUGGAGACCAAACUCCCAGGGUCCCAUGGGCCCAAAGGUAUCCAUGGAGACCAAGUAACGCAGACCCUGAGGGGGGUGAAGCAGGAGGACUGUGGGCCCCUAACAACACCCCUAACAACAUACCUGAGUUUUGCCCAUGUGAAAACAGAAGAAGAGGAGGAAGAGAUAUGGGGUGUGGCUCACCCAAGUACAGGGUUCUUCAACGUCAAGAAGGAGGAAGAGGAAGAAGCCAUAAUAUAUCCUAUACAGCCUAAUGACAACCCAAGCCCCACUUCUGACAUUACCAGCCACAGUUCUGACGACUCCACCCCUGACAAUGGCCCUAGAGCCACCCCUGACAAUGGCCCUAGAGCCACCCCUGACAAGAACAACCCCCACCAUAACAACGACCCCAGGUCUGGCCCUGCCGGUGGAGGGGCAUCGGACAAGGACCCUGCAUCCAGAGAGGAAGAUGAGGAGGGAGAGGAGAGGAGCCCCCAGAUCUCAGCAAACCCAGGGACUAAGCCCAACACGACCAAAGGCGGUCAUCAGAGGCCGUUCCCCUGCUCUAGGUGUGGGAAGCGUUUAUCCACCACUGUUAGCUUAGACAAACACCAGGUCAUCCACACCCGACUGAGACCGUACCCCUGCUCCGUACCGGCCUGCGCCAAGAGGUUCUGCUCACCAGCCGAGCUGAAGAGACACACACUCACACACACAGGAGAGAGACCCUUCCCCUGUCCAGACUGUGACAAGAGCUUCACCAUACUGGCUGCUUUAAAGACCCACCAGAGAACACACACAGGAGAGAGACCUUACGUCUGUGAGGUGUGUGGGAAGGGCUUCGCCCAAACGGGGAACCUGAAAUCCCAUGAGCGCAGGCACACCGGAGAGAGACCGUUCUGCUGCUCCUUCUGUGGGAAGACCUUUGUAGAGUCUGGCCAUCUGAAGAAGCACCAGCGUAUCCAUACAGGAGAGAAACCGUACCACUGCAGCAGCUGCCCCAUGAAGUUCCCUUCCUCCAGUGAGCUCAGGGUCCAUGAGAAGAUCCACAGCCAGGACAAGCCUCACAGCUGUUCCUACUGCGACAAGGCAUUCAAACAGCUGUCCAACCUCAAGCUCCACCAGAGAAUACACUCUGACCAGAAGCCUUACGCCUGCUCCUACUGCGACAAGACCUUCCGUGCUCAGGGGACCUUAAAGGUGCACCUGAGGACUCACACAGGAGAGAGGCCUUACCCCUGCUCCGACUGUGACAAGCGGUUCAUCACGUCCUCAGAGUUGAAGGUGCACCAGAGGAUUCACACGGGAGAGAAGCCCUUCUACUGCUACGACUGUGGGAAGAGUUACUAUCAGCUGAAGCAGCUGAAGGAACAUAUGAAGUUCAACCCGGACCACAGCACCACACGUAGCGGACUCAGUAACAUAGAGGACGAGGACAAGCUCUACUCUACGUCACGUGAUGAUGUAACGAUGUCUUGAUUUUUAAAAUAUUUUUGACUAGAAACAGACAUUGCAUUUUUUUUUAAUUGUUUUUUUAUUUAACUAGGCAAGUCAGUUAAGAACAAAUUCUUAUUUAUAAUGACGACCCAC